AUGUCGGAUCAAGACAACGCCCAGGCUUCCCCAAGUAAAUUGGCUCCCCAUCAUAACAUUUUUAUGGCCAACUUGGAAAAUUCCCCCACAAAAGACAGAAAUUCUUUUAGCCAAAAUGCUUCUUCCUCCAGAGUUAUUGAAUCACUACAUGAUCAGAUCGAUAUGCUGACAAAGACGAACUUACAAUUGACUACUCAAUCUCAGACUUUAUUGAGUAAGUUGGAAGUAGCACAAUCCAAAGAAUCGAAACUACUAGAGAAUUUGAACCUUUUAAAGAAUGAAAACGAGAACCUUAACUCGAUAUUCGAAAGAAAGAAUAAGAAGCUAAAGGAGCUAGAGAAAAAUUAUAGUGAAUUGAGUAACAAUUACAACGAACAAAAGGAGAAGAUGGCAGAAUUGACUAAAAUGGUGAAAAAUUCCAGUUCUAUUGAAAAAUCAUGUUCUGAACAAUUACAAAAUAUGGAGGUUAACUACAAUUCAUUAUUGGAAUCACAGAAUUUCUAUAGAGAUCAUUAUUCCGCAGAGGUUUCCAAAUUAAAUGAAAAAAUUGGCUUGUUGGAAUUAGAGUUAAGUAAUCAAAAUUUCAAUUAUGGUUCCGAUACUAGUUCAAAUUCAGAUAUAGAUUUGAAUUUAAAUAAAUUCAAUGACUCUGUCAAGGAUUUGAAAAUUAUGGAAACAGAAAAGGAAUCAAAAUUAAGCAAGAUAAUUUCACAGUCUCUAGAUGAGUUAAAUUUACAAAAUUGGUUAAAGUUAUACCAGACAAAUGAAAAUCUGAUAUCAACUUUUGCUGAGAGGAUGGAUUUGAAAGAUAUUUUAGAAAAAAAUGAUGAAAAGGUAGAUAAUAAACACGCGAUACUUCAAACCCUGAAAAAGAAUGUGCAAACACAAACUGAAAGUAACAUUGUUAGCACUUCGAGUAGUAGCAAUGCAUUGGAUAUGCUCCCUAUCAAGGUGGUCAAAUUGAGGAAGACGCCGAACUUAAACGAUUCAUCCUCUAACGUUAAUAACAGUAACAGUAAAAGAAGAAGUUUCUAUACUGCGUCGCCUUUGCUGUCAUCAGGUUCUAUUCCCAAAUCCGCAUCUCCGGUUCUACCUGGUGUUAAAAGGACAGCUUCUGUCAGAAAACCAAGCUCAAGUAGUGGGAAAACAAACGUAACGCAUAAUAACGAUCCUAGUACAUCUCCCACAGUCUCAGUGCCUCCUGGUGUUACAAGAGCUAUUUCCUCCACUCAUAAGAAAAAGAGGAACAGCCUGGUUGCGCACGGUACUCAACCCUAA
This is a messenger RNA of Saccharomyces mikatae IFO 1815, 1278 nucleotides long. RefSeq names its product She3p (gene SHE3). The record is from RefSeq and is a predicted model, not a curated record. Gene Ontology annotation, biological process: endoplasmic reticulum inheritance; mRNA transport. The coding region runs from base 1 to 1278 and encodes 425 amino acids. Lineage: Eukaryota; Fungi; Ascomycota; Saccharomycetes; Saccharomycetales; Saccharomycetaceae. The transcript has a single exon.